UCAUCGAAUCAAACGCGACCGCAAAUUCUAGUUAGUCAGUAUUGAAUUCGAUUUUCAAGGAAACAGACGUUCUCAAAAUUUCUGUAUCUGACGCGUCGUGUUCUCCCAGUUAGCUAAAAACUUAUAUACAUACAUACAUAUGUAUAUAUUUUUAUGUGCAUUUUGGAAAUAUAACUUACCAUAUUGUCAUUCCAAAAGAUAUUAACCGAAAUUUAGACACAUCCAUUGGGCUGCUGAGACGUUGAAAACAUUGGUUUUAGUGCUUACGUCUAACGUAUACACAUCAAGUAUAGAGACAAAAGUUUAAAGCUUCAGAAAAGGCACUUCUGCAGGAUUGUUAAAUUUAUAUAGUCGCAAUAGAUUUUCUUAAGUGUGCCAUCGCGAUGGCUGCACCAGCAGCCUGUACGCGUUUUUCGGACAAUUACGACAUCAAAGAAGAGCUGGGAAAAGGGGCAUUUUCAAUAGUAAAAAGAUGUGUCCAAAAAUCAACUGGAUUUGAAUUCGCUGCAAAAAUUAUAAAUACAAAAAAACUCACCGCAAGAGAUUUUCAAAAACUGGAACGUGAAGCGAGGAUCUGCAGAAAAUUACACCAUCCUAACAUAGUGCGUUUGCAUGACAGUAUACAGGAGGAGAACUAUCACUACCUUGUUUUUGAUCUUGUAACUGGUGGUGAACUUUUCGAAGAUAUUGUUGCGCGUGAAUUUUAUUCAGAGGCUGAUGCAUCACAUUGUAUUCAACAAAUAUUGGAAUCGGUCAAUCACUGCCACCAAAAUGGUGUGGUGCAUCGUGAUCUGAAACCAGAGAAUUUACUAUUAGCUAGUAAGGCAAAGGGUGCAGCAGUGAAACUCGCUGACUUUGGUCUAGCCAUUGAAGUUCAAGGCGAUCAUCAGGCUUGGUUUGGAUUUGCUGGCACUCCAGGAUAUUUGUCGCCAGAGGUAUUGAAAAAGGAGCCCUAUGGCAAAUCGGUAGAUAUAUGGGCAUGUGGAGUUAUUCUAUACAUACUUCUCGUUGGUUAUCCACCAUUCUGGGACGAGGAUCAGCACCGAUUGUACUCGCAGAUUAAAGCAGGAGCUUAUGAUUAUCCGUCUCCAGAAUGGGAUACGGUCACCCCAGAAGCAAAGAAUCUUAUAAAUCAAAUGCUUACGGUAAAUCCAAAUAAGCGAAUAACUGCCGCCGAGGCAUUAAAGCACCCAUGGAUUUGUCAAAGAGAGCGUGUGGCUUCCGUUGUCCAUCGCCAAGAAACCGUAGACUGUCUCAAGAAGUUUAAUGCACGUCGCAAGCUAAAGGGAGCAAUUCUUACGACAAUGUUGGCUACCAGGAACUUUUCGAGCAGAAGCAUGAUAACCAAAAAGGGUGACGGAUCUCAAGUUAAAGAAUCAACUGAUUCUUCUAGCACUACGCUUGAAGACGAUGACAUAAAAGAAGAUAAAAAAGGAAUUGUUGAUCGCAGUACCACAGUCAUAUCAAAAGAGCCAGAAGAUAUAAGGAUACUGUGUCCUGCAAAAACUUGCCAGCAAAUUACAGGAAACUCGCAGUGCUCGUCAGCAGCUAGACGACAAGAAAUAAUAAAGAUUACUGAACAGUUGAUUGAAGCGAUUAACAGUGGCGAUUUUGAUGGAUACACCAAAAUAUGUGAUCCGCAUUUAACUGCCUUUGAGCCAGAAGCAUUGGGCAACCUUGUCGAAGGAAUUGAUUUCCACAAAUUUUACUUUGAAAAUGUUCUUGGUAAAAAUUGCAAAGCCAUUAACACAACCAUUUUAAAUCCUCAUGUGCACUUAUUGGGUGAAGAAGCUGCUUGCAUUGCCUACGUCAGACUUACGCAGUACAUUGAUAAACAAGGUCAUGCACACACCCAUCAGUCGGAGGAGACGCGCGUCUGGCACAAACGCGAUAACAAAUGGCAGAAUGUUCACUUUCAUCGUAGUGCAUCUGCCAAAAUAAGCGGAGCUACUACAUUCGAUUUUGUAUCCCAAAAGUAGUGGGCAUUAGACAAUGGAAACUGAACUGUCAUCAUGCACAUGGCAAUGAAAGUGCUAUAGUCAUAUUUAAAGGGCGCGCUUAGUAUUUUGCGAAUAAAGUUGUUAGUGCGAAUUUAUAUUUUUUUAUUUGUUUUUAAUUGAUUUGUACCCCCUGUUAUACUAUGUUAAAAUAUAUAAUACAAUUAAAAGCAUAUAUAGCAUUUCAGAUAUCCCACAGAAAUUAAAAAGGAAAAAACACGAAUAAAAAAAAACAAAUAAUAUUGGUACAUUAAAUAUUUGAUGUAAAUGUCAUCGUACCAAUUAUAAGAUUGUAAAUUAAUGUUUUCAAGGAAAGAAACAAGUUUAUAAUUUAGGUUUUAAUGAUAUCAAUCUUGAAAUAAAAAUUCAAAACGUUGUAUCUUAUGGAAUAGCAAGAGUAUAAUUCCAACAACUUUACCUUAUCUUCUAAAUAAUUGCAAACAAUUUAAAAGGCAUGUAUCAUGUACUAGGAUACAAAUAAUCAUUUGUUUGAGCAGUCAGCUUAUUCUUGUUCUUAUAAUACAUCCACACAUACAUAGCCUACUAAAAUGUGUGAAUACAGCCGAAUUCAAAUUACUCAAGUUAGCAUUAAUAAAUGUGAAACUGUAAAGAAUUAGGUAACGACAAUGUAGCAUUUAAAAUUUUGAAAAAUUAAGUACAUUAAAACCAAAUGAAUAAAUUAGCUAAUUGAAAUAUAAAAUAAAGCCGAAUUAAUUGAGAUUAUGCGAUUACUCAAUAUGCGUUUAUGCCGUCUAUAUACAACUACUUCGCCUUUCUGUCCGUAUCUGCUACUCAUAAGUAUAAAUAGGUGUCCCAAGAAUACACACCCUUUACUUAAAUUGGCAUAAUAUAAUAAUUAUUUUCUAUCUUGCCAUAAUUAUUCUUUUCAAAGUUAUAUUUGCUGGGACUAUUGUACAGCAUUUGGUAGACGUUAUUGUUAUUCUUAUAAUUGUGUUCAUUUAAAUGGAGGGUCGAAAAUAUUUUUUAUACGAGAAAUAUUAUAGUGUCUAUAUAACAUUUAUAUUUAUAAACGAAAACAUAAUUUUGUUUAACAAAUUCAUAUUCAAAGGGGAUAAUAAUAUAUGGUUUUGCGAUAAUUUUCAAAUUCAUUGAAGUGGUGGCAAAAAUAUUCUUGGGAUCAAUCUAAUAUAUACGUACACAUGAAGAGCCUGCAAGAUACCGACAUAAGUGCAAAACAAAACGCAACAUUAAAGUUAAAUGCAAAUCGUAUUGUUGUAUUUCCUAUAUAAUUUAUAUUAAUUUUAUGAGAAUGUUUCAAUAUUAAAAAAAAAUUUUCUUCAUCCUUCGGUGAAAGUCCCAAAUAAUAUUAUAUGACUAUUCUUCUAAUUUUUCUAUUUCCAAAAUUUUAUAUAAAUAAAAUGUGUAAUAGAUUAAGACCCUUUACUAAAUGGAUAUUUUUGUGUAUAAAUAUAUUGUAUGUAUGAGACUGUAUCAUCGUAAAAUAAUUACACCUUUUUCUGAUCAUAUUUGUAUAAAGAAUAUGAAUUUAAAACGAUUUUUGAAAUUUGGCACACAUUUGUUUAAACUUAAAACCCAAUAACUAUUCUUUAAUAAGCGAUUGAGAAACUAUUUUCCGAUUCUAUGAACUUGUACGUUAAUUGGAACCCACUCCUCUAGCUUUAAAUGAUAAUAGGAUAAUGCCUUUAGAACGGAAUGGAAUGUAUUUAUGUUUCCUUUUAAUUGUCUAAUACUAUUAGUCAAUUUAGGAAAGGGACUUAUUCACAUGGUCAUCAAAAUGUAAAAUGUUGUUUCUAAAUUUUCUUUUUUUAAGGACAUAAUGUCAUACUUAUAAUACGAAAUCAAUACGAAAUCAAACUAUUUAAACCAUUUGGACAUACUAAAUCGAUCGAAGAGCUGUUGCUCCUAAGGAAAAACUCUUAAGAUUAAUAUCUAAUUCAUUAACAGAAUGUUUCUCAAAAAACAUAAAACCAAAUAAUAAAAGAAAUGCAAUUUGCCUAUACAAAUUAUUUUCGUUAGUAUAUGUCCUUUAUAUUUUAAGCAUAUUUAAAGCAUAAUGCAAAGUCCAUAACACAAUUUAAUAAUUCAAAAUAUUAAAUAAAUUAUUCCAUAUAUAUGAUUUAUUAAAUACAAAUAAAUACUUAAUAAAAUGA
Molecule: messenger RNA, 4129 nt
Organism: Drosophila rhopaloa
Lineage: Eukaryota; Metazoa; Arthropoda; Insecta; Diptera; Drosophilidae
Gene: CaMKII
Product: calcium/calmodulin-dependent protein kinase type II alpha chain
Exons: 16
Coding region: 384-1979 (531 amino acids)
Biological process (GO): protein phosphorylation
Cellular component (GO): neuron projection; cytoplasm
Molecular function (GO): calcium/calmodulin-dependent protein kinase activity; calmodulin binding; ATP binding
Source: RefSeq, a predicted model, not a curated record